Acanthisitta chloris (rifleman) is the source of this 492-nucleotide messenger RNA. Its product is annotated as lysosome-associated membrane glycoprotein 1-like. Gene Ontology annotation, cellular component: membrane. The transcript is spliced from 3 exons. NCBI's taxonomy places the organism in Eukaryota, Metazoa, Chordata, Aves, Passeriformes, Acanthisittidae. The annotation marks the transcript as partial. The record is from RefSeq and is a predicted model, not a curated record.
GCUUUUUACAGGCUUCCUCUUCAUUUGAAGUGAAAGAUUCAAGUGGCAAGGUCUGCAUAAUUGCUGAUCUGACAGUAGCCUUCUCAGUGGAAUACAGAAGCAAUGGGCAAAAAGAGCUUGCACACUUUCUUCUUCCCCAAAAUGCUGCUGUAGACUCUCAGAGCUCGUGUGGUAAAGAUAACACAUCCCAUCCUGUUCUGGUCUUGGAUUUUGGAGCAGGACAUUCAUUAAGCCUGAAUUUCUCAGAAUCUGCAGACAAGUACCAAGUUGAAGAGUUUGUUUUCCAGUACAAUUUGUCAGAUGCAACUUUAUUCCCUAACUCAAGUGCAGGAGAUGUGAAGAAGGUAUCCCACAAAAGCAACAUUCAGGCAAACAUGGGCACAAGGUACAGAUGUAUCACCUCCAAGCACAUCAGCACGAGGAGUGUGAACAUUACUUUGAGCAAUGUCACUUUGGAAGCUUAUCUGACCAACGGCACUCUGAGUGUCAACA